CUCGCUGUGUGCCCUCCUCAGUUAUUCUACAAUGAGUGCCAAGUCUGCUAUCAGCAAGGAAAUUUUUGCACCUCUUGAUGAAAGGAUGCUGGGAGCUGUCCAAGUCAAGAGGAGGACAAAGAAAAAGAUUCCUUUCUUGGCAACCGGGGGUCAAGGAGAAUAUUUAACAUAUAUCUGCCUGUCAGUAACAAACAAGAAACCCACACAAGCAUCCAUCACGAAGGUCAAACAGUUUGAAGGCUCCACGUCGUUCGUGCGGAGAUCACAGUGGAUGCUUGAGCAACUUCGCCAGGUUAAUGGCAUCGAUCCUAAUCGGGAUUCUGCAGAGUUUGAUUUGUUGUUUGAAAACGCAUUUGACCAGUGGGUAGCCAGCACAGCCUCAGAAAAAUGCACCUUCUUCCAGAUCCUCCACCACACCUGCCAGAGGUACCUCACGGACAGGAAGCCGGAGUUUAUUAACUGCCAGUCCAAAAUCAUGGGAGGGAACAGCAUCCUCCAUUCGGCGGCCGAUAGUGUGACCAGCGCCGUACAGAAAGCAAGCCAGGCCUUGAACGAGCGCGGGGAGCGGUUAGGCCGAGCAGAGGAGAAGACGGAAGACAUGAAGAACAGCGCCCAGCAGUUCGCGGAAACUGCACACAAGCUUGCCAUGAAGCACAAGUGUUGAGAAACUGCCUGUCAACGGCGAUGACCCUCUCGAGAGAAAUGGAAGAGUUUGCUCAGCAGUUUUUACAAGAACUCCGGACCUCUGCUUGCUUCUUUUUUUCUCCCCCCGCCCAGUAUGCGGACAUUUAGGUUUUUUUGCUUUUCCCCUUUCAGACGUUAACAUGAAAGAAAAGACGUUGUGUUUAUACAUUUCACUAGGAUCGCGCUAAGAAAUGCGGCGGUGGCAUCAGCUUCGUUCGGUGUUUUAUUUUUUUCCACUGCACGUUUGUAUGUGUGUCUCCAUAUGUGUCUUCUCUUCUCUUUAACUUUUUUUUUUUAAGUAGUUUGGAUAUGAAAUUUGGAGCACAUGCUAUGCUGAGCUGGGUCUAAACUGGCAACAACAUGUUGUUGUCUUUUUCUUCUUGAUAUUAAACCAGAGGGGCGCCCGGCUGGCCCAGUCAGCAGAGCAUGCAACUCUUGAUCUUGGGGUCAUCAGUUCAAACCCCACUUUGGGUGUAGAGAUGACUUAAAAAGAAAAAAUGGGAUGUUAAGCUGGAAGACCUUUUCACAUGGUGACAUCAGAUGUUCUUGUUGCUGUUUGGAAAUCAGAGUCAAGCAGUGACUGUCAUUUUGUCAUUGCUUCUCUCAGUCUCCUAGCCACUCCUAACUUGAAGGUUAAGAUUCUGUAUCUUGAAACAUAAGUCUGUAUUAUGGCAAACAAUUGGAUUUAUCAGGGGAAACAGCAGUCUUAGAUUUUUGCUUUUUAUAUGGUAAUGUUUUGCAUGAGCCAUCACCAGCAUUCAAAAAAAAAAAAAAAAAAGAAACACACAAAAUCAGAAUGGCAGAUAGAAAUCUACUUUCUGAGCUACAGUUUAAAUACUUCCAGUACUUGUUUCCAUGCUGAUUAUUUGCAGUUUUCAUAGGAAGGGUAAAAACUUGAGAUCAAAGACGUAAGGAAAAGCCUAUUUAAAAACCUCUGUGCGUUCAUGGAUGUCUCUUUCUUUUGUCAUUGGCCCAAAUUAUGGCAGCUGAUAUUGAAAAGAGCUUGGAUUUUUAUCAAGAAUUGAUUUGUCCAGAUGAAGGCCUGUGUGAAUGAUAAUGUGAAAAGAUACUACAUUUAAAAUCUCUCUUCUUAUUACAAAGUCAUGCCUAUUUUAGAAACACCCUCACCAUAUCACCUUCAGUGUCUCUCUAUCUGAUUUUUGGAGGUUCUGAUGUUGUUAUUUGCUAUCUAUUUAUUUAAUGUAAUUUAAAGUGCAGGUGUCUUGACAAAUUGUAUUUCAUGGCCAUUGCAACUUGCCCGGUCUGACAUAAAACAUGCUCGUGAAGCCUUUAGACUGCAGUCAGAUCGAAUAAAGUUGGCUCCCACACGUCCUGAUUUUGCGUUACUCCCAAGAGUGCUGGGUUCGGAGUCUGGGAGUUUUCUUUCUCUGAGGAUUAAAUGCUAAACUUUAAAUCUGCGCUCCAUCUUCGUGAAACAAGGAGGCAAGCUGCACAUCCCAGACACAGUCUCAGCCUCCCACUGCAGUGCAUUGAUCUUUAAGCUGCCUGAACCUUCAGGACCCUUUUCUGAUCCUCCUACCCAUUGAGCCGACUGAGUCCAUGCAUUGUAGCCUCUUACACGGCAGUCCAAGAUGACUUUGGGGUUAUUUAUGCUGACUUCAAUAGCUUAAUUUCUCCUGAUAAAGCAUUCCCUGGGAAACAAAGUUGGGCUAUAGGGGAAAAAAAAAAAAGUUAUCUUAGACAGUACAUGUCAAAAGGGAGAUGAGGUUUGCUGGAGACAAAUUUCUGAAUCCUCUUAGGAAGAUGGUCCAGUUCAAGAAAACUCUCUAAAAUUAAUAUGGUAAAUUAUGCAAGUUUACUAUAAUAUUUUGUACUUUCAGUGUCUAAAAAGGUCAGAGAAGCAAAGAACUUGCUAUCUAUCUGAUGAGUACCAUUACAAGCAUUUAUAAUUUCUAAGAAAAUCCCAAAAUAUCACUCAAAAUGGGUUUUGUUUGCAGUCCUCAGUUCAGAAAGCACACAAACACAUGGAUAUAUUCAUCUUCCAAAAUUGGAUUCCAGCUUCAGAGAUAGAUAGUUGGUAUAAAUAAUUGAAAGGGUAAAUCUAAAACCUCCCAACAAUUGGCCGGACUUGAAAAUAAAAUUUGUUGCCAACUAUCUAACAAGGGUGUUUGCAGAGCUGCUUCUAAAGUAGCAGAGGAUGAGGUCGUAAGCAUACUGUGAAAUUGGAGCUUCUUCCUCCCUGGUAGAAUUGUGAUAGCUACUCUUAAUAAAUGUUAAGUAUUCUGAAUCUUGCCUUCUUACUUCACUCUCUGUUUAUCCUUUUAGACUUCAGUCUUACUGGAAAUAGCUUGGAUUAGAAGAACACCUCUAUUAGCUCCCUCUAUUGAUUCGCUUCCAGGGCGUGGCCAUGCCCUUGACCCCCCUGGGUCAACGCCCUACCUAGGCCCCCGCCCCAGCGAGGCCAGAACCCCCAGCUUCUGUCUUUCCUCCACCUCCUGACCUCUUGCAGAGCUGCCCCGUGAUGACACACGUGAAGUUCUUUGCUAUCCUUUUGUAGAAGGUGCUGUGAUACAAAAUAUAAGUCUAACCUAGAGGAAAUUGCUAAAAUGUCACAUUCUUUGGGACCAAUUUGUUGGGUGAAGCUGCUAGAAGACAAUUAAUUUGUUUCACUUCUGCACUUCAUUAUGAGUUUUGGGGAUACUCUAUCUCUGUGAAGGACUUCUUCAAUUGUACUGACAACACGUAGAGAAAAGAAGCUUCCUAGUAUUACCCCUUCUUCCUGGAACGUAGCCGUCCAUAGUAGUCCUCACCUAGUAUUAGAUAAUCUGCACACAGGACGUAUACAGUUAUUCAGGUUAAUGUUUCAUAUUAAAGAAUGUAUUUGUAAAAUGUAACAAGAUCAGUAGUUAACUUUUUUUAAGCUCUGAAAAAACAAAGAUUGUGUUAGACUUACAAAUACAGUGAAAUCUGUCUUAAUACUACUACUUUGUGGCUAACAAAGGUUGUGCAUUUAUGUAAAAAUAUUUACAGAAUGCCCUCAAUAAGGGAUAAUAAAGAUAGGUUUUGCUUUUCAUUUUUAGAAUCAUAACACCGCUGUUGUCUGUGGUACAGUUAUUAAUUCUUCAGAAGUUUCUCUAGGAUGUCAAAUAUAAUUUUUGUUUCUUUCAGAGACAAGUUAACACCUGCUCUAUGAUUCGUGAUUACAGUUAACUCUAAUUUUGUCAUUAAAUAUUUUAACUCUGU
Molecule: messenger RNA, 3888 nt
Organism: Neomonachus schauinslandi (Hawaiian monk seal)
Lineage: Eukaryota; Metazoa; Chordata; Mammalia; Carnivora; Phocidae
Gene: STXBP6
Product: syntaxin binding protein 6
Exons: 5
Coding region: 32-664 (210 amino acids)
Biological process (GO): Golgi to plasma membrane transport; exocytosis; regulation of SNARE complex assembly
Cellular component (GO): plasma membrane; exocyst
Molecular function (GO): phosphatidylinositol-4,5-bisphosphate binding
Source: RefSeq, a predicted model, not a curated record